Molecule: messenger RNA, 2262 nt
Organism: Trichoderma reesei QM6a
Lineage: Eukaryota; Fungi; Ascomycota; Sordariomycetes; Hypocreales; Hypocreaceae
Exons: 1
Source: RefSeq, a predicted model, not a curated record
CUCAUGUCCGAAGACGAGAUUCAGUCGUCUCGAUUUGCCGAGGCAUGCAAGUUGCGAGUCGUUGAGCAGGAACUCAACACUGGCGACACGCUCGUCUUCGUCGACUUCCCCGAUUUAUCCCGCCGCCGGUCGAGGCAAACCGACUGCUACGGGGUGCCUUACUCGUCACAGAAACUGCGCGUGCACUCGCAAAAGUUGCUCGCAACCGGCUCUGCCAAGUUUGCCGAGAUGCUGAGCCCGACGUACCAGUUCCGCAUCAAGCGACGGAAGAAGCUGACAAAGGAUCUUCCGGAAGGCGUCAAGUACGUUCUCGACUUGACGCCGCCAUCCGAGGGCGAUGACCUCGUCUCACAGAUGACGCAGCUGUCUCUCACCCCCGGGAUAAUCAAGUGGUGGGCCGCCAGCGGUCUUCACAAGGUCACCAACUGGCUGGUAUCUGGGCACGACGAUGUUUGCUCCUGUGGUCGACAGCACAUUCCAGGCUGGGGAGCCCCGAGACAAGACGGAACGGGACAGGAACAGGAUGGAGAGCGAAGCGUCAACGGAGGAGCGACGCUCUUCGACAACAAAAAGCCAGGUGGUAAUACCGACGACACCGUCGUCACCGCUCCUACGCCUCAAGACCUCCUCUCCAAGAAGGAGCAUGGGAUCAACCAGCCGUACGAGAUACCGGAUUACCGCAACAUUCCCGACUACUGCCCCAUACGCCACUGCAAUAGCAUCAUCCGCCUCCUGAUGAUGAUCGAGGGACAAGACAUCAUGCUCGACUCGGCGAAUCGUGUCUGGACACUUGUUGCGGUGGCUAAGAUAUUCGACUGCACAUCCAUCAUCCGAGAUCGAGUUGCUCAAUGGAUCAUGUUUUCCGAUAACACAAAGUUUAUCGAGGUCCUUCCAGAAGAGGCACUGCAGAUUGGGUUCGACCUGGAGCUGGUGCAGGUCACGCAAUGCGCUUUUCGAAUCCUCGUCAAUGAGCUGGCCCUCAAGGAGGCCGCCACCAAGGCGCCCCCUGGCGGUUCGAGCCCUGGCGAGUCGAAGCCCGAUCUUGAUUGGGUCACCGUCUUUGGCAGAAGACUGGGCAACCUGGAUGAUGAGCUGCACAACAUUGUCCAGCACGCUGCUCGGGCCCUUAUCGAAAGAGUGUCAGUGAUACCAGGCAUAUUCCGCGACCGGGAGACUCUCGACAAUUGGAUGGUUGAUGAAUGGGCCAAACUACGGAAACUGGAGGCAUUGCUCCAGCAGCAAUCCGAUGAAGCGAGCACCAAGGCUUCAAAGUCUCUGUCCUCGCUGCUGAUGGCAAUGCGCCGUAGCAUCUCGACCGCCUUUUUCCGGCUUUCGGUCGCAGCGACUACGGAGGGGAAGCAGGCGCUUGUUUCCAUGGAUGAAGACCGAGCUACAUAUGUGUUGCCGGAGGACUUCAAACUGCUCGAGGACAUCUUGCCCAAGCUAAAUAUCCACCAAAAGUUCCUGUGCCCGUUUGUAUACCAACAGAUGAGCGAGAUGUGGCACUCGGACCCUAGCCAGUCCAAAUGGAUAGCCAUGGCCUACCAGGAAUCGCCCGUUUCGAUCAAAUCAAACAUGGACCUUACGGUGGAUGACGUCCAGCGAGCCGUCACAGCAAACCCCGAGAUGGCAAGCCAGCCGUCUUGGGCGAUGUUCAUGGAUCCGGGGGAGGGGCCUCUCCGCGUCAAGAACCCGAUCGUUGACUUGGAAGCUCUCAACAGACAGAUUUACGAUGCCGUAUCGCCGUACAUCAACUUGUGGCUGCGAUAUGACAUUGAGCCUGCGCUGAACAUGACGCGCCACCUGCUGCUCACGCUGAAUAAUAACGAGAUGAAGUUUCUCCCUCUCUGGGCUGGUGGUUGCAACGAUGGCACAGGGGGCGUCUUCCAGGAAGAGCUUCCUCCUGCCUACUGGGGGCCGAGCGGGCCCGGGCCUGCCUACCAUACCGGCAUUACGAUUCCGUCGGCAUCCAGUACCUCUGGAUCGUUGGUUGACGGCUUCUCUACUUUCAACGUCAGAGGGAGCACCGUCAGGGGAAGCACGGUUGUGGGAUCUGUGGACGUGCAGGACGGGGCAUCGACAGUGUAUGCGCCCAAUCACGUCAUUGCCGACGACGUUUCCAUCGCAUCCGAGUCCUUUGAUGUGGAUGGGUCCGAGUCUUACCAGGAGGCACGAUUCGCGGUGCCAGCCGAGCAUCAGGACAUGGGUCACGCGGUGGACAUGCUGGUGGAAUCUGUGGACUCUGAUGACGAUACGGCGUCG